This is a messenger RNA of Dermacentor andersoni, 853 nucleotides long. The record is from RefSeq and is a predicted model, not a curated record. NCBI's taxonomy places the organism in Eukaryota, Metazoa, Arthropoda, Arachnida, Ixodida, Ixodidae.
AUGUCUUCGAGCAAACGACACGUCUCUCAAUUCUGCUUGCAGCGUCCCGUCACCUUGCCUUACGGUGUCGCCAAAGUAGCCCUGGACCACCUGACGCGAUGUGCUGCACUAGAGAACGCUCCGUAUGGUGUACGUGUCAACUCAAUCAACCCGGGUCGUAUCAAGACGCUCAUUGCGAAAAGACCUGAGCACAGCGUAGAGGAACACAUGGAGCUGAUGGACAAAAUAUCCGGUCCUCUGCAUGCGCUGGGACGAGUGGGCACACCGGACGAAGUUGCCGACUGCAUCGCCUUCCUCGCAUCCGAUGAUGCCGCGUUUGUCACGGGGACCAUUAUGCCCGUCGAUGGGGGCUUAAUCCUUCUGUCCAGCGUCUCGGGUCCCGCUCGAUCGUCGGAUACGCACUAGACUGCGCCAGAAGCCAAUGACAUAACCUUUCCAUGCUGACAAGAUACACUGCAAUAUCUAAGUACACGCUACAUUUUAUAUAAAUAACUCCACUGUCUUGUAAAUCAAUGAAUGUUUGGCGACUCGAGCUCUUCAGAGAAACAAUUUCGCUUCUUCUGAGCUUUGUGAGGCUAAACAGGAACGCAUACACGGCUCUGCAAUACAGUAAAUAUUGGACGAAGAGUUACGCAUGCUAAUGCGAAUUGCUUACAAGCUUCAGGUUUCAUUAUGGAGGACGCACGUCGAACGUGCUGCCUUCGUUCAGCACUUAACUUUUAAGGGCAAAAUAAUGUUAUAUGCAGUCUGCCAUGCGUCCCCUUGAUUACUGUGGCUAAAACAUUGGAUGAAGUUCUUGCUUUCCUUUCUUUGCGUUUCUUUUGCGAAAAUACAUUGUGUCCCUACAGCUUGA